Molecule: messenger RNA, 2940 nt
Organism: Mesocricetus auratus (golden hamster)
Lineage: Eukaryota; Metazoa; Chordata; Mammalia; Rodentia; Cricetidae
Gene: Cfp
Product: complement factor properdin
Exons: 9
Coding region: 1482-2879 (465 amino acids)
Source: RefSeq, a predicted model, not a curated record
CACAUACCUUAAACCUUGUUGUGUAGCCAAGGAUAGUCUUGAACUUCUUCUGCUCCUCUUGCCUCUACCUCCCAAUUGCUAAGACUAUAGGUAUCCAUCAGUGUGCUCAAUUUAUAUGAUGCUAAGUACCAAACAAAAGGCUUCAUCAAUGCUAGGCUAGCACUCCACCAACUGAGCUAGCUCUCUAGCUACUCUCAGCCUUUAAACAUGUACUUCAUUUAUUUGGGUGGGGGGAGGCAACACACACAUGUGCCACAAUGCACAUGUGGAGGUCAGAGAAGAACUUAAGUGAGUCAGUUAUCUCCUCCCAUCAUGUGUACCCUAGCAAUUCAAUUCAGGACAUCAGGCUUUAAAGCAAGCACCUUCCCACACUGAGCAAUGCCAUCUCCACCCUGCCCUUCUUUAAAUUUUAAUUUUGAGACAGAAUCUCACUAAAUUAGCCAGGGUAGCCUUGAACUCACACUGUAGCCUAGGCAAGCCUUGAACUUUCAUUCUGCUUGUUUCAACCUCCGAAGGAGCUAAGAUUACAGGCCUGUACCUCCCAUAGCCCUGUUUGUCUGCACAUUUUACAAAAAAAGGAAACAGUCUUAGAGGCCAAUGCUGUCUGCCCUAGGUGUGCAUAGAAUAUUGCCCAGCUGAUUGUCUUCUGUACCCCUGUAGACCCUAAGGGUUUCUUCGGAUGGCCCUCUUGGGCAAUGGGUAUGCCUGAAACACCUCCCCCCCCCCACCCCACCCGAACCCACUUCUGAAUCACUUCCCACACAAUGCCACUUCCCUUUCUCACUUCCCUUGCACUGACCUUCCACACACAUGCUGACCACAAGAACCUCACUUUUAGGAAAGAGGUGGGUUUUCAAGAAGGAAGAUAAAGCAGGUGCCCUGAUACCUUCUCCUUGAUGGACUACUUGAGGAGGGCUACCCUCAUUUCACCCUUCUUCAGCACCCCCAUUGAAGUUGAUUCAGUCACUAUAGUCAAGAUUGUGCAUUUUACAGGUAAGAAAAUGAGCCAGUUGUGGUGUGAAAUGUGUAUUCAAGGCAAGUCUGGUCUGCAAAGCAAAUUUCAGGCCUGGUAUGGCUACAUUAUAAAACCUCGUCUCAAAAAAAAAAUAGGGAAAACUGAGGCUGAGAAUUUAAAGUGACUUGUCUAAGGUCACACACCUAAGUGGUUCUUGCUUCAGACUUUCAGGCUCCAGUGCCCUUCAGUGAGAAUUUGUUUCAUAUGCAUUAACUGAAAACUAAGAGGUUUCUGGGUGGAGUGGGGUAUUAGGUGGCAAAGAUUAGGUGACAGAGCAGGACCAAGGGUGACAGGAAAUAGAGAGGGGAGAGAAGAGGAGGAGGCAGAAGGCUCAAGGGAGAGGUCAGAGCUAAAGAGGUCAUACCCUCCCAGUUCCUCCUGCCCUGGGUUCCUCUUUCCUGAGCAGAUCAGGCCAGAUUAAGGAAGGCCUCCUCUCUGUAAGAGAGGACGAAGACUAGUGUUCAAAAUGCUUGCUAGAAUGCAAGCUCCUCCAUCGCUCCUGCUGCUAUUGCUUACCCUGCCAGCCACAGGUUCAGACCCUGUGCUCUGCUUCACCCAGUAUGAGGAGUCCUCUGGCAAGUGCAAAGGCCUGCUUGAGGGAGAUGUCAGUGUGGAAGACUGCUGUCUCAAUGCUGCCUAUGCCUUCCAGGAGCACGGUGGUGGUCCCUGUCAGGCAUGCAGGUCCCCACGAUGGUCACCAUGGUCCUCAUGGGCUCCCUGCUCGGUUACAUGCUCUGAGGGGUCCCAACUGCGACACAGGCGCUGUGUGGGCAGGGGUGGGCAGUGCUCUGAGAAGGUGGCUCCUAGGACCCUUGAGUGGCAGCUACAGGCCUGUGAGGACCAGCCAUGCUGUCCAGAAAUGGGUGGUUGGUCUGAGUGGGCACCCUGGGGGCCUUGCUCUGUCACCUGCUCCAAAGGAACCCGGACCCGUCAACGAGUAUGUAAUAACCCUGCUCCUAAGUGUGGGGGCCACUGCCCAGGAGAGGCCCAGCAAUCACAGGCCUGUGACACUCAGAAGGUCUGCCCCACACAUGGAGCCUGGGCAGCCUGGGGCCCCUGGGGCCCCUGCUCAGGAUCCUGCCUUGGCGGAACUGAAGAGCCUAAGGAGACACGAAGCCGCUCGUGUUCUGCACCAGCACCUUCCCACCAGCCCCCUGGGAAACCCUGCUCAGGAUCAGCCUAUGAGCAUCGGGGCUGCAGUGGCCUGCCACCCUGUCCAGUGGCUGGUGGCUGGGGGCCAUGGGGCCCUGUGAGCCCCUGCUCUGUAACCUGUGGCCUGGGCCAGACCCUAGAACGUCGGACAUGUGAUCGCCCUGUACCUCGUCAUGGGGGCCUCUUCUGUGCUGGUGAUGCCACUCGGAACCACAUCUGUAACACAGCCACGCCUUGUCCCGUAAAUGGAGAGUGGGAAAACUGGGGAAAAUGGAGUCACUGCAGCCGUGUGAACAUGAAGUCUAUCAGCUGUGAGGAAAUCCCAGGCCAGCAGUCACGCACAAGGAGCUGUGGAGGCCGCAAGUUUAAUGGACAGAGAUGUUCUGGGAAUUACCAGCAUAUUCGACAUUGCUAUGACAUCCAUAACUGUGUCUUGAAAGGUUCAUGGUCACAGUGGAGUUCCUGGGGUCUGUGCACACCACCAUGUGGACCCAACCCCACCCGUGUCCGCCAGCGCCUCUGCACACCUUUUCUCCCAAAGUUCUCGCCUACAGUUUCCAUGGUCGAAGGUCAGGGUGAGAAGAAUGUUACCUUCUGGGGGACCCCACGGCCACUGUGUGAGGAGCUACAGGGGCAGAAGCUGAUGGUGGAAGAGAAACGGCCAUGUCUACAUGUGCCUGCCUGCAAAGACCCAGAAGAGGAGAAACCCUAAAAUCCCUUGCUUCCAUUCUGACCCCUGAUAUUCCAGACCUCAAUAAACCAGCCUUUCUCAA